This is a messenger RNA of Myxocyprinus asiaticus (Chinese sucker), 2464 nucleotides long. Its product is annotated as bombesin receptor-activated protein C6orf89 homolog. NCBI's taxonomy places the organism in Eukaryota, Metazoa, Chordata, Actinopteri, Cypriniformes, Catostomidae. Gene Ontology annotation, cellular component: Golgi membrane; nucleolus. Bases 342 to 1313 code for a protein of 323 amino acids. The record is from RefSeq and is a predicted model, not a curated record. The transcript has 8 exons.
UGAAUCUGCUGCUGUGAAAGUGCAGGUGAGGGUGUUUCGUGGUUCAUGCAGUGCGAGCAGUGUUAGCAUGAAUGUUUAUAGUGAAAUAACUCAAUAAACUGCUGAAAAUCACCAUCAGAUCAAUAAACCGAUCAGAUGUGACGGAUUCACUGAUCAUGAAGGCAAACGCGUUUUCACGUGAUUUGGGAUAGUAAACAAAAAUAAACAAUUUCACGCUCCUAAACUUACAACACACAAUUCAAAUAUUUAAUAUUCCGACACACGUGGCCUGUCCUUCUAUCUUCUACAAUCCUGCUGAUGAAGAUGAGUGCCUGACAGAGCUGUGACACACUACACGCAUCAUGGGCUCAUCUCUCAGUGAACCCUGUAUUUAUGAUAAGUUAUCAGAGAGUAUAGAUAUUCUACGGCAGUCCGGUUAUCGUUAUGGGAUGUCCGAGAGAGAGAUCGAGAAGUUCAUCAAGCAGGUUUUAGAGACGAAUGAACCUCGACGCGACCCGCCGCAGUUCCCCAUCCUCAGAGCGACUGUCAAGUUUUUAGUUGCUGUUGGAGUUUUGCUGAUGGCGGUUUUAGCGUUCACGUACCCGCAAAGCUCCUCCCUCCUUGGGCCGCUGAGCGUGGCGGGACACAACUGGUCGUCUCCGCUCAGUCACGUGCGUCUGCUGUCGCUGCCCAUUGCGAAGAAAUACAACCUGCAUGGAUUUCAUGAGUGGUGGGCGGCUGGUGUUCUGCAGACAGCACAUGUGAACUGUUCCACAUGCGCAGACGUGACUGCAGUGCUGGAACUGACCGACAGUCUGAGCGAGUCUGUAGUGAUGCACAGAGAAACACAACCAGUGCUGCUGAAGGGUGGAGAGUCUGUGUCUCAGCGAGUGUCUCAGCUGGAACAGUUUUCCUCCUAUAUCUCCAGAUUCACGAGCGUUUCUCGGCCAGACACAUUCAUGCAAACACCUGCCAACUUCACUCUGCUCUGGAGUUUUUCGUCUAGUCGCAGAGAGACGGUCCUUCAGUGGUUAUUUCCUGAUGCUGAGCUCUGCCCCCUGCUGGACAACACAGGAACUACACUGCAGCACUGCCAACUGACUGACAACACAAGCUCCCAGAGCAGGAAAAUGCAGGUUCUGGGUUGGCUGGUUGUUGCUGACGGUUCUCCAGUCGUUCGGAUUCUUCCUGUUCAACAAUGCCAAAAACACUGCAGCUCCUUCAACCUGUGGCUAGAACCAGGAGAUAUAGUGUACGCUGACCCGCGAUACUGGCUGAUGGAGUUGUUUCCAGGUGAAAGUCAGAACGUCGUAUGUGACGGUCCAGUGCUCUGAGACUCAACAACUCACAUUCCAGUCUCACGACAUCACUUCCUGAGAGAUUAAAGACACUGAGACUCAACACAAACAUCUACAACCAUCCUGAGAUCUCACAAACUUCUCACUUUUUAGAAGAGGAUCGAUUAUUCGCUCUCUCAGCGGAGGACAACAACAAGUCUUUAAUUACAGGAAGAACCCUUAUUUAUCAGUGUUCUAACAUUGAGAUGUUCUUUAGUUCUUACUCUAGUUCUUCUGCUCUCAGGUGUUGAAACAGACAAGUGUCUGUUUGAGUCCAAAAGCACUGAGCUCAAGCAGACAUCAGCAGCUCACGAGUCUUUGAUUUUUUUUUCUUCCAAGAAGUAGAUGUUUCUUUCUCUUUAUUUAGAUGCUCAAACAUGCAGAUGUGAUGGAUCUCAGUGGUUGUUCUGUUGAACUUCUGUGAUUUUCAGUGAUGUUUUCUCUAGUUCUCUGAUCUUCAUGCAUGACGUCCGUUUGGAUGAAUCACGUGAAAACAUGUCCAGCUCACAUUUCACCUCAAAAACACAGAUGAACUUUAGAAAUUAGAUUUUGCCAUUAAUUAAGGGCCAUUAAUAUGUUCUGCAUUAUGACAUUAUUUUCAUGACAAGUAAAUGUUCUCCCAACAUUUUGUUUUUCAUAUUGCGUAACAAGACAAGGAAUAUUUUUUCAUAUUUCUGAAACUAAAAGAGAAUAUUUUUCGUAUUGCAAUAAUAAGAACAAUUUGUCCUGUAAAAUGUAUUUUCUGUACACAAAAUAUUCUUUCUGACUUUGGGUUGAAAUAUGACCCGGACGUGUUCUCCGUGUGAUUCGUGCGUCUGUCUGUCAGUCUCUGAUGCCUAUACAGAUCAGCCAAUCAAAGCACUUUAAAUGUUUGUCAUCAGCUGAUGAUGUCACAUCCUGAUGGAACUCUUCUUCAGUGCUGUUCCUUCACUGCUCUCCACCAAUCAGAGGCGAUUGAAUGUGAUGUCAUUAUCACGCAGUGUAUGGUGAUCAGGUUGUAAUGAUGUAUUUUAUUUACAGUUUGAAUAACUGAUGUUCAAUCAUUGUAAAUAAUGAGAAUAAGAUGUUUAUGUGAUUAUUACUAAUAUGAGAGAGAGAGAUUUAUGUUGAUUGUGAUUUACACAGUAAACAAUUGCUGCUGUUCCUAA